ACACACCUCACUUCCGCUCGGCUCGGGGCAGUAUCGGAUGGAGGAGCGGUGCUGGUGGUGAUGGAGGCGAGCGGCGGGCAGGCCGGGGUGCAGGACUACAGGAGGCGGACCCGCCUGCACUGCCUGAACGGCGGAUACCAUCUGCUCAUCCUGCCGGACGGAGCGGUACAGGGCAGCCGGGAGGAGGAGCACAGAUACAGUGUAUUGAGGAUAAAAGCAGUAAGUCCUGGAGUGGUGGUGAUUGAGGGAGUAGAAGCAGGACGUUUCCUCAGCAUGAGUGAGGAUGGAACUCUGUACGGCUCACCGUCAGUAACAGAUGAAAGCUACUUUCUGGAGAGAAUAGAGGAGAACCACUACAACACAUACCAGUCUCAAAAGUACGGCCCCAACUGGUACGUUGGUUUAAAAAAGAACGGAAACCCCAAAAAUGGCUCGAGGACCCACAUCGGACAGAAAGCCAUUUUCUUCCUUCCUCUACAGCUGGAUCAAAUGAAAGACUGACCACUAGCAAAGCAUUCCACAACAGUACUACAGGGUUCUUGCACCAUUUUAAAAGUCAAAUUUAAUGCUUUUUAAGACCUUUUUUAGACCGCAAUAAAUAUAAUUUAAAACCCAAAAACGUAGUCAUAAUUUCUUUGGUAAAAAAAAUUGUUGCUGCUUAUGUUAUCUAGCUUGCCCCUAACCUUAGAUCCCUCCCCUCUAACGUAGCUAUCUCGCCGCUGUUAUUGUUAGCAUGUUAGCUAGCUCGCUGCUAAUGUUACUAUGUUAGCUAGCUCUCCACUAUCCUUAGUUCUCUCCUCAGUAAUGUAGCUACAUAACUUGAUGCUAAGGUUAGUAUGUUAGCUAGCUCGCCGCUUACCUUAGUUCUUUCCCGUAAUGUUAGCUAACUCACCGCUAAAGUUAGCAUGUGUUUUUCCCCCAGCAUUAAACUCACCGUCUGAAAGUUUAAUACCUACAGCUACAAAUUUAAAACAAUUUAAGACCUUAAUUACCGGGAUUUUAAUGUAAGACAUUUUAAGACUUUUUAAGCACCUGCAGGAACCCUGUACUACACAAACCCUGCUAAUUUUAGUCAUGUACAUAUACUAUAAAUAUGAAUUUUGCUGCUGUCCAUUGAAAAACAUGCAUCUGCAUUUUUAUUUUUCUCCAUCGUUUGAACACUGCAGCUUCUUCUGUACACUGUGAAAGUAAUUCUGGAGGAGUAAACCAAUAGAAAGGCUCUAAAAUUUAAAUUAACUUUAUUUAUUUUUUGUUAUCUUCUAUUUAAAUUUAAGAUUAUUUUUGUCUUCUCAGCUGAAGCCACCAUUUUAGAGAUAUAUGAUUUUUAUUGGACAGAUAAUCUGAUCUUAUUCACAUUAAUAUUUUAGUUUUAAAACCUGCUUUUAAAAUCAAAUCACAAGCUACUGUACUCGAAAGGCUGCUCAUAAAACAUUACAUACACUAAGCUAAAAUAGAUGAUUAUUUACUUGUAUUUAUUCUCACAAGAUCAUUUUAAUUUCCACUGUUUUACCUUAUUCUUGAAUCAGCACUUAUUAUUAUUAUUUAAAAACAUUUACAGACUGUGAUUUGCACUAUGAAAUAUAAUAAACCCUCUCUGUACACUGA
Molecule: messenger RNA, 1605 nt
Organism: Astyanax mexicanus (Mexican tetra)
Lineage: Eukaryota; Metazoa; Chordata; Actinopteri; Characiformes; Acestrorhamphidae
Gene: fgf1a
Product: fibroblast growth factor 1a
Exons: 3
Coding region: 61-501 (146 amino acids)
Biological process (GO): cell differentiation; animal organ morphogenesis; positive regulation of protein phosphorylation
Cellular component (GO): cytoplasm
Molecular function (GO): growth factor activity; fibroblast growth factor receptor binding
Source: RefSeq, a predicted model, not a curated record